Cyprinus carpio (common carp) is the source of this 2772-nucleotide messenger RNA. RefSeq names its product engulfment and cell motility protein 2-like. Gene Ontology annotation, biological process: cell motility; actin filament organization. Lineage: Eukaryota; Metazoa; Chordata; Actinopteri; Cypriniformes; Cyprinidae. The transcript is spliced from 21 exons. The record is from RefSeq and is a predicted model, not a curated record. Bases 295 to 2493 code for a protein of 732 amino acids.
GGGGUCAGACGGAGGGCUGAAUCAUUCACUCACAGUUAGACCGAUUAAAGCGAGCUCUGUGCUGCAUUAAAUAGUGCGGAUCCCCGAUCAGGUUUACAGCAGAUGACUCGGUGAUCAUCAAAAUGAAGAAGAGUGUGGUGGUGAUGAAGAAGAUGUGAUUGCGUAAACUCCGCCCAUCAGCCUUCAUCUGAUCAGCAGCUCACACAUCGAGCACAACAUCGCUGUUUUAUCGUUCGUUUUGGGGGACACAUGUGUGAUCAGAGAAGCGGGCUGUUAUGAGACGUAUGUGAGCUGAUGGCGUGUGUUUUGGCCGUCAGGGCUGUCAUGCCGCCUGCGUCAGACAUCGUGAAGGUGGCCAUCGAGUGGCCCGGUGCAAACGCUCAGCUCAUCGAGAUCGACCAGGUACUGCUUCUUACUCUCUCACACACACAUGCUAAAAAGCCGCUGGCGUCCAUCGUUAGAGAAGUGUGUGAUGGAUGGUCUCUGUCGGGUUCAGAGCAGUUCGCCCUGCGUUACGCUGAAGGGCCGCAGCUCUACAUCACUGAACAGAACCGCGGUGACAUCAAGAACGGCAGCAUCCUCAGACUGGCCAUCUCUCCUAUGCGAGCGGCUCGACAGCUGCUGGAGCGCAUCCAGUCUCACGGGAUUGACGCGCGUCUGGAGGCUCUGAAAGAGCUGGCCAAGCUCUCUGCUGACCCCAGCUUCGCCACAGAGUUCAUCAACAUGGAGGGCCUGGCGACGCUGGCGCGGCUGGUGGAGAGCGGCACACAUUUCGGGGAGAUGUUGGCCUUCACCCUCACAGCGUUUCUGGAGCUCAUGGAUCAUGGCAUCAUAUCCUGGGAUCUGAUAUCCGUGUCCUUCAUCAAACAGAUUGCGGCUUACGUGAACCAGCCCAUGGUGGACGUGUCCAUCCUGCAGCGCUCCCUGGCCAUCCUGGAGAGCAUGGUGCUGAACAGCCACAGCCUGUACCAGCGUGUGGCGCAGGAGACCACUGUGACGCAGCUCAUCACACACCUGCAAGUGUCCAAUCAGGAGAUCCAGACGUAUGCCAUCGCCCUCAUCAACGCCCUGUUCCUCAAAACCCCAGAGGACAGACGCCAGGAGAUGGCGAGUACACUGGCUCAGAAACACCUCCGCGGCAUCAUACUCAAUCACAUCAUCCGGGUGAAUCGACCAGUCAAAGCUGAAAUGGCACAUCAGCUGUAUGUGCUGCAGGUUUUGACCUUCAACCUUCUGGAAGAACGCAUGAUGACCAAAAUGGACCCGAAUGACCAGACACAAAGAGAUAUCAUCUUUGAACUCAGAAGAAUCGCGUUUGAUGGAGACAGUGAUCCCAGCGGAACAGAAAAGAGGAAAGCCAUCUACAUUAAAGACUACAAGAUGCUGGGCUUCACUAAUCCUGUGAAUCCUGCCAUCGAUUUCACUCAGACACCACCGGGAAUGUUGGCACUAGACAACAUGCUUUACCUAGCCAAAGUGCAUCAGGACACAUAUAUUAGAAUUGUUCUAGAAAACUGCAGUCGAGAAGAUAAACAUGAGUGUCCAUUUGGUCGCUCUGCCAUUGAGCUGACGCGCAUGCUGUGUGAUAUUCUACAGGUUGGAGAACUGCCGAAUGAAGGGUGUAACGACUUCCAUCCCAUGUUUUUUACCCACGAGCGUGCUUGGGAAGAGUUCUUCUGCGUCUGCAUACAGCUGCUCAAUAAGACAUGGAAAGAAAUGAGGGCCACUGCAGAAGAUUUCAACAAGGUGAUGACGGUGGUGCGAGAACAGAUCACUAGAGCUUUGGCCAUGAAACCGCCGUCUCUGGAGCAGCUGCGGGUCAAACUGCGCAGUCUGAGCUACUCGGAGGUCCUGCGUCUGCGUCAGUCUGAGAGAAUGAGUCAGGACGACUUCCAGUCACCCCCUAUAAUUGAUCUGCGUGAGCGGAUCCAGCCAGAGAUUCUGGAGCUGAUCAAACAGCAGCGACUCAGUCGUCUGUGUGAGGGAAGCUGCUUUCGCAAACUCGGCAACAGACGGAGACAAGAGAAGUUCUGGUUCUGCCGUCUGUCGUUGAAUCACAAGGUCCUGCACUACGGAGAUCUGGACGAGUCUCCACAGGGCGAAGUGCCGUUUGAACUGCUCACCGAUACGAUUCCCGUGUCGGACAUUAAAGCGGUGCUGACGGGGAAAGACUGUCCGCACAUGAAGGAGAAGAGUGCGCUCAAACAGAACAAGGAAGUGUUAGAGUUGGCGUUUUCCAUCCUCUAUGAUCCUGAUGAGGCUCUCAACUUUGUGGCAACCAACAAAUACGAGUAUUGCAUCUGGACGGAUGGAGUGUCUGCACUCUUGGGGAAGGAGUUGGGCAGCGAUCUCACACGAAGUGACCUUGACACAUUAAUGAGCAUGGAAAUGAAGCUCCGCCUCCUUGACCUGGAGAACAUCGCCAUCCCUGAGGCUCCUCCCCCUGUGCCCAAAGAGCCCAGCACUUACAACUUCACCUACAACUAUGGAUGAGACGUCUGUCCUUGUCAUCAGUGCUUGUGUUUUCUGUGUCGUUCACUCUUCAGAGGUGAAGUGUGUCAUUUGUCUGUCACUGAGAAACUUUCCUGCCAGUUUCAUGUUGAGAAGCGCUCUGUGACCAGCACGGGCCAAAGAGCAGAAAUGACACACUUCACCUUUAUGCUAGUGUGUGUGCCUGAACAUGAACUAGUCUUAGUUACGAGAGUCCUUUUACGAAUGUGUGUAAGGCAUAAAAACAAGCAGUUCUUCUGUCUUGAAGUAUUUGAUUUUAAA